AUGUCUAUUGAUUCUUGCUAUGAAGGUGUCAUUGCCAAACUAACGACACAGGGUAAAAUAAAGCAAAUGUCUUUAGAAUUAUUAUCACUAGAAACUAAUAGUGAACGAGUACUUUUUGUGUAUAAAACUGUGAAAGGUCUUAAUGCUUUUCCAAGUGUGCAAGAAAUAAAGAAAAACAAUGACAGUUCCUUAUAUUACCGUAACCUAGGCAACAAAUGCUUUGAACAAACAGUGUACCAUAAAGCUUGGCAGUAUUAUAACUUGUCACUUUUACAUGCACCCUUAAACUCUGAAAACUAUUGCUUGGCGCUGUCUAAUAGAUCAGCUGUUUUCUAUGAAUUAAAUAAAUAUAAAGAAUGUGUGCGAGACAUAGAUACAGUUUUUUCUUUAGAAUAUCCUACAAAAUUGACAGAGAAACUAAAUAACAGAAAGAAAAUGUGUAACGAGGCAUUGUCUUCAAGCAACGAAAAACAAACAAUCAAAAAUGAUGAUUUUAAUGAAUAUUUGAAAAUGACAAGUGAGAAACAUUCUGAAUAUUUAUGUGCAAGUAAUAAAUUAGAAGUUGUGAUUAGUAAAGAAAUGGGUAGACAUGUAAUUGCCAAAGAGGACAUAAAAGUAGGUGAAGUCAUAGUCGAAGAGGAUCCAUAUUUUACACUAUUACUGAAAGAUCAAUAUUUAUUUGGUUGUAAUUAUUGUCUUUCGAGGUGUUUAAAUCUCUUACCAUGUGAUGGCUGCUGCUACUGUCUCUAUUGCAGUGAUGAAUGUAAAGCAAAAGCUUGGAAGGAGUACCAUAACAUUGAAUGUUCACUUAUGGCUACACUUGUUAAAAUGGACUUUACAAAACUGGAACUGCUUGCUCUAAGAACUGUUCUCAAAGCUCGUCAUGAUCAUAAUGAAUGGAAAGAUUUAUUUAAUACAAUCAAAGAUGCUGAAGACAAUAUGAACACUGAACAUCAUGGGCAAGUUAAGGUUGAUGAUAAAUGGAUAUAUGAUUCCAAAUACUAUGCAUCUAUACAUACUUUAGCUACAAAUUUAGAAAGACGAUCAAUUUCUGAUAUAUUUCAAAAAGGAUUAACGGCAGCUGUAUUUUUAAGAUUUCUGGAAAACAAUACUGAGUUUUUAAAAACAGAAAAUAAACAUGAAUAUGAUGAAAUAAAUGAAUGUGUAGCUGGACUAUUAUUGUUACACUUGAUGACAAGUCCUACCAACAUGCAUGGCAUUAGUUCCAUUGCAGCUAGUAAGGAGGGUAAUUGUGUGGACCAAAUAAGUUUGGCAAGUGCACCUUAUGCUUUUUGUAGCCUUUUUAAUCAUUCUUGUGCCCCCAAUAUUGUUAGAUUCACCAAAUUAGGCUCUGCAAGGAUGUAUGUGUUUGCUCUGCGCCCAAUUAAGAAAGGAAUGCAAAUUUUUGAUAAUUAUGGACCCCAUCAUGCAUUAGAGGAGCUGAGUUCAAGGCAGGCUUCGCUUAAGUUUCAAUUUAAAUUCACCUGCUUAUGUGAAGCUUGUGUCAAUAAUUGGCCUAAUUAUAUGUACUUAAGUAUGAGACAAUCUAAAAAUGUACCAUCAAAGUUAGUUAGAUCCAAAAACAGUAUUCUAAAUGAGCGCGUAAUAGACCAACUUCAGAAAGGAAACUUAGACACAGCAUUAAAAACAUAUAACCGCAUCUGUGAUUUAUGUGAAUUAUUAGAGCCUUAUGUGCCAUGCAUGGAACUGUGUGACUGUCAAGAAUCGUUAAAACAAUGUUUGCAAAUUUUUGAGGGCCUAGUGCCCUAUGGGAGCAGUCUUAUGGUUAAGUGGAAAUUGGUAAAUUCAAAAUAAGAUAUUUAAGUAUUGUUUAAUUUUUAAUUUUGACAAAAUAUUUAUUUUUAUAUUGAAUGAAACUCAAUAGGUUAAGGAUGUUAAUUUUUACUAUGUUGUUAUAACAUAAAAUUGCUAUUAUGUAACCAUAUUCUAUUCACAUUUUACAAAUUGUUAAAUUAGAAUUACUAUAUUUUUUAUU
Molecule: messenger RNA, 1996 nt
Organism: Vanessa atalanta (red admiral)
Lineage: Eukaryota; Metazoa; Arthropoda; Insecta; Lepidoptera; Nymphalidae
Gene: Smyd4-4
Product: SET and MYND domain-containing protein 4
Exons: 2
Coding region: 1-1815 (604 amino acids)
Molecular function (GO): protein binding
Source: RefSeq, a predicted model, not a curated record